Messenger RNA from Hevea brasiliensis (rubber tree), 657 nucleotides. RefSeq names its product MLP-like protein 423. Gene Ontology annotation, biological process: defense response. The record is from RefSeq and is a predicted model, not a curated record. The coding region runs from base 36 to 491 and encodes 151 amino acids. The transcript has 2 exons. Lineage: Eukaryota; Viridiplantae; Streptophyta; Magnoliopsida; Malpighiales; Euphorbiaceae.
CUCUCUUAAUCUGCUUUGCUUCUACAUAUAUCAAAAUGGCUUGCAGUGCAGUGAGGUCUAGUGGUGGGGUACAGGUUAAGAUUAAGUCUAACCCAGAUGAAUUCUGGGAUGCCAUUUUCAACUCCACCAAGCUCUUCCCAACUGCCAUUCCUAGCCUUUACACCACCAUCUCUACCAGUAACGCAGAUGGCACUGUUCGCUACAUUAAAUAUGGCCAAGAUUCUCCUCGAAUUAAACAGUCGGAAGAGCAGAUCAAUGAAAGUCAGAAGCCCAAAUUUUCAUAUACUGUGCUGAGUGGGGAUAUUCUCAAGUACUACACAAGUUUCAGAGCAGAAAUAUCUAUCGUUUUAAACGAAGAUGGGGCAUGGGCGAAAUGGACAUGGGAGACUGACUUUCCAAAGGCAAAUAAUCCUCUGGACAUUGGAGUGGACUUGGAAGAACUUGCAGUGAAGACCUUGGGAAAACUUGAUGAUUAUGUUGUCAGGGCAUAAUUCAUGGGAGGAUGAUGUUGAUUAUUGACCACCUUAAUCGCCAAUUAAUAAGUUAAAUAAUAUAAAUAAAACGCGUGGUCAAAAUAAUCUACGUAUCUCCCAUUUUAUUUAAUAAAUAAAAUAAAAAUGGUUUUAUCUUUGUAAGAUCAUAUUUGUCAAUUGAUGU